Parnassius mnemosyne (clouded apollo) is the source of this 387-nucleotide messenger RNA. The record is from the annotation of a GenBank genome assembly. Lineage: Eukaryota; Metazoa; Arthropoda; Insecta; Lepidoptera; Papilionidae.
AUGCUCAAGAAGUGGCUUGAAUUGAUUCCUUGUGAUUUGUUACAGAAGAAAAGUGUAGUGAUCUUGUCCACCUGCAAGUAUGUCACUUACAUUUUGAAUCUCGUUUUGUUACGGGAAAAAUCACAUAUUUUAAAGAUAGGUUAUACAACGCUGUUCCUGGAAUCUGAGAUUAGCACUGGCAUUCCACUAAACCGUUCGGAGGGCAUUCAAAAUGUGAAUGCUCUUGAUGACCAUCAGCAUGUGAUGAAAAGGCAUUAUGACCACACCUAUUUUAAAACAGAAGUGUUAGAAUCAUACCCACACAUGAUGCCAAUAAACACAGACAAUACAUACUCAUUUCUACAGGAAAAUAGUUUUGAUCAGCCGUUGUCAGCUGCCAAAGCUUAA